Messenger RNA from Vicia faba (fava bean), 534 nucleotides. The record is from the annotation of a GenBank genome assembly. NCBI's taxonomy places the organism in Eukaryota, Viridiplantae, Streptophyta, Magnoliopsida, Fabales, Fabaceae.
AUGUCUCUCAAGAAAAUAUCACUAUUGUCUCUCUUUACUCUCUGCUUGAUAUCUGCACAGGCCGCGAGAUUUGACAUCGUCAACCAAUGCUCUUACACUGUCUGGCCAGCUGCCACUCCAAGCGGCGGCGGUAGGCAGUUAAACUCAGGCCAAACAUGGAGUAUAGACAUCCCAGCUGGAACCUCAGCGGGAAGAGUUUGGGGUCGAACUGGUUGCAGUUUUGAUGGCUCGGGUCGUGGUAGUUGUCAAACUGGUGACUGCGGUGGUGCCCUAAGUUGCAGCUUAUCCGGUAAAUCUCCAGUCACAUAUGCCGAAUUUACCCUUAACGCUGGAAACAACCAGGAUUACUUUGAUAUAUCUGUGAUUGACGGAUUCAACAUUCCAUUGCAAUUUGCUCCAACCUCUAACGGAUGCAACAAAGUACUAACAUGCCAACAAUAUUCAUGCCCCGAUGCUUAUCAGUUUCCCAGUGAUGGUACUAAACUAGUUUCAUGCCCAGGUGGUACCAACUAUAGAGUUGUCUUCUGCCCUUGA